Molecule: messenger RNA, 4847 nt
Organism: Heterocephalus glaber (naked mole-rat)
Lineage: Eukaryota; Metazoa; Chordata; Mammalia; Rodentia; Bathyergidae
Gene: Znf865
Product: zinc finger protein 865
Source: RefSeq, a predicted model, not a curated record
ACUCCACGCCUGACACUUGUCCCAUUCCUUGGGGGGAAGACCCACUAUUUGCAAGGAAAACGGAGUCUCAGGGCUGGGGUGUUGCUCAGUGGUAGCAUGUUCCUUCCCCAGCACCAAUACAGAAAUGCAAACUGAAGGAGAGCAGUAGGGUUUAGAUCCCUGCACAGGCUGGGGCUGAGCCAAAUGGUGGAAGCUUUAUGGAUAGUUAGGUGAGGUUAGGACAGGGCUUGGAAAGGGGUAAGGCUUGGGCAGGGCUCAAGGAGCUGUAGUACAGGCCAGCAGAAAGGGAUUUAGAGGGGAUGGAUGGGGUUGAGCUGAGGGGCUGGGCUGAAGGAGGGACGUAGGAAAGGCCGCGACCAGGACAGCUGGGGUGUGACUGUCGGGAGAAAGUGCGGGUGUGCAGGGGUGGGCGUGAUUGCUGAUCAGCUCCUGGGGAGGGAGGGAAGGAGGUGCCCGGGAAAGGCAGAGGUCGGUAGGAGGAGCUCUGAAGGCGGGGUUUAGCUCACUGCGGUGGAGGUGAGUUAGAAGAGAGGGUGUUGGAAACUGCUUUUGGACCACGUUCCGAGAAGCACUGACAUAAGGGAAUGCUCUAGAGGUGCGAGGCAGAAUUACCUGUACAGCAUGCAAGUUAGGAGAGGUACAGUUUAAAUGCUACGGGGGGCGGAGUUGCAGUACGAGAGGCCGGGCAAGUUUAAGUAGCUUGGAGAGGCAGGGCUUAAGGGGCAUGGCCUGGAAGGAAGGGUUGAAUUCCAGAGAAUGGGAGCUUGGAGAGAGGGAAGGAGAAACUGCGGGGAUGGAGCGAAGGGGACAGAUUUUCUAGAGGGGUGGAGCCGAAAACAUUAAUCUAUGGAGUGGGCGUGGUUCCCACAAGGGGGCGGGGCUCUAGCGUGGGACCCGAGCCCAGGGUGUGCCUCCACCGGAUGUCCAGGGCUUGUGGGCGGAGCCCUAAGAGGCAGCAGGCGCACACAGCGCAGGCGCACUUGCGGGCGGUUGCCUACAGGAAGCAGCCUCAGCUUUCCCCGCCCGCACGCGCCACACGGUGCGCAGGCGCACUUCCUCUCUCUUUCCGCCACCGCCACCUCUUCUGCAGCCUCCACGCCGGCGCCUCGGGAACGGGAGCAACUUCCGCUUCCGGGCGGGCGGCGCGGGGCUGCUGAGGAGGGGGAGGGGGCGGCACUUCCGGUCGGGGUCUCGGGUCUCCCCGGAGCGGCGGCGCCUCCUCCGCCUCCUAGGCCUCCUCCCGGCGGAGACCCCGGCGCCGGGUCUCCCAGCUCCGCUGAGAUGGAGUCGAACCCAGCGGGGGGCAGCGGGAACGGCGGCCUGGGGGGCGAGGAUGGCGUGCAUUUCCAGAGCUACCCCUUCGACUUCCUGGAGUUCCUCAACCACCAGCGCUUCGAGCCCAUGGAGCUAUACGGGGAGCACGCCAAGGCCGUGGCUGCGCUGCCCUGCGCCCCGGGCCCCCCGCCGCCGCCGCCGCCGCAGCCCCCGCCGCCGCAGUUCGACUACCCGCCACCGGCCAGCUUCAAGCCCAAGGCCGAGGCGCCAUCCUCAGCUUCCUCCUCCUCCUCCUCCUCCUCCUCCUCCACCUCCUCCUCUUCCUCGUCCUCCACCUCCUCCGCCCCAGCCAAGAAGCCCGACCCGCCGCUGCCGCCCGCCUUUGGGGCACCCCCACCCCCGCUCUUCGACGCCGCCUUCCCUGCCCCGCAGUGGGGCAUCGUGGACCUCUCCGGCCACCAGCACCUGUUCGGGAACCUGAAGCGCGGCGGGCCGGCGGCAGGGCCGGGCGUGGCGCCCGGUCUUGGUGCACCCGCGGGGACCCCGGGGCCGCUGCCCGCGCCCUCACAGACCCCACCUGGCCCCGCCGCCACGGGGGCGGCCUGCGACCCCGCCAAGGACGACAAAGGCUACUUCCGGCGGCUCAAGUACCUGAUGGAGCGGCGCUUCCCUUGUGGUGUGUGCCAGAAAUCCUUCAAGCAGUCCUCGCACCUGGUGCAGCACAUGCUCGUGCACUCGGGCGAGCGGCCCUACGAGUGCGGCGUGUGCGGCCGCACUUACAACCACGUGUCCAGCCUCAUCCGCCACCGCCGCUGCCACAAGGACACGCCGGCCGCGGGGGCCCCGCCGGCGCCCCCUGGUGCUCCACUCGCGGCCCCACUGGGCCUCCCCACCGGUGCCGCUGCAGGUGUCACCCCUGCCCCAGUGGGGCCCGCUCCCGCACCCCCAGCCGAUGGCAGUGCCACCCCCACCCCUGCGGGCAUCCCCGGGCCCCCUGCGGCCAGCGCGGGUGGAGAUGGCCCAUUCGCCUGCCCGCUGUGCUGGAAGGUGUUCAAGAAGCCCAGCCACCUGCACCAGCACCAGAUCAUCCACACGGGCGAGAAGCCCUUCUCCUGCUCUGUGUGCAGCAAGAGCUUCAACCGGCGCGAAAGCCUCAAGCGGCACGUGAAGACGCACUCAGCCGACCUGCUGCGCCUGCCCUGCGGCGUGUGCGGCAAGGCCUUCCGCGACGCCGCCUACCUGCUCAAGCACCAGGCGGCACACGCGGGGGCGGGGGCGGGGGCGCGGCCGGCCUACGCCUGCGACCUGUGCGGCAAGUCCUACUCGGCCCCGCAGAGCCUGUUGCGCCACAAGGCCGCGCAUGCGCCACCCGCUGCCCCCGAGGCGCCCAAGGACUCGGCGGCUUCGGCCGUCCCGCCGCCCGCGCCUGCCUUCCCCGCCGGCCCCUACCUGCUGCCCACGGAGCCGCCCGCGGGCGACAGUGAGAAGGCGGCGGCAGCUGCUGCCGCGGCCGUGGUGUACGGCGCUGUGCCCGUGCCACUGCUGGGCGCGCACCCGCUGCUGCUCGGGGGGCCGGGGGCCGGGGGCGCGGGUGGUGCAGGCGGUGCGGGCGGCGCGGCUGGAAAGACCUUCUGCUGCGGGAUCUGCGGGCGCGGCUUCGGCCGCCGUGAGACGCUGAAGCGCCACGAGCGGAUCCACACGGGCGAGAAGCCGCACCAGUGCCCGGUGUGCGGGAAGCGCUUCCGCGAGUCCUUCCACCUGAGCAAGCACCACGUGGUGCACACGCGCGAGCGGCCCUACAAGUGCGAGCUCUGCGGCAAGGUCUUCGGCUACCCGCAGAGCCUCACGCGCCACCGCCAGGUGCACCGGCUGCAGCUGCCCUGCGCCCUGGCUGGGGCCGCCGGGCUGCCAGCUGCCCAAGGCGCCCCGGGAGCCUGCGGAGCCGGGGCCUCCAGCGCUGGGGGGGCGGGCCCCGCCGAUGCGCUCAGCUACGCGUGCUCGGACUGCGGCGAACACUUCCCCGACCUCUUCCACGUCAUGAGCCACAAGGAGGCGCACAUGUCCGAGAAACCUUACGGCUGCGACGCCUGCGGCAAGACCUUCGGCUUCAUCGAGAACCUCAUGUGGCACAAGCUGGUGCAUCAGGCCGCCCCCGAGCGCUUGCUGCCCACUGGUCCCCAGCCCGCAGAGAGCUCGGGUGGCACCGACGCGGCCAGUGUACUGGACAACGGGCUGGCUGGAGAGGUGGGCGCAGCUGUGGCGGCCCUGGCCGGGGUGUCGGGGGGCGAGGACGCGGGCGGCGCUUCUGCUGGGGCCGGUGCGGGCGCGGGCGCGGGUCCAGAACGCUUCAGCUGCGCCACGUGUGGCCAGAGCUUCAAGCACUUCCUGGGCCUGGUGACGCACAAGUACGUGCACCUGGUGCGGCGGACCCUGGGCUGCGGCCUCUGCGGCCAGAGCUUUGCGGGCGCCUACGACCUGCUCCUGCAUCGCCGCAGCCACCGCCAGAAGCGCGGCUUUCGCUGCCCAGUGUGCGGGAAGCGCUUCUGGGAGGCAGCUUUGCUCAUGCGCCAUCAGCGCUGCCACACGGAGCAGCGGCCCUACCGGUGCGGCGUGUGCGGCCGGGGCUUCCUGCGUUCCUGGUACCUGCGACAGCACCGCGUGGUGCACACCGGCGAGCGCGCCUUCAAGUGCGGUGUGUGUGCUAAGCGCUUCGCGCAGUCGUCCAGCCUGGCCGAGCACCGCAGGCUGCAUGCUGUGGCGCGGCCCCAGCGCUGCGGUGCGUGUGGCAAAACCUUCCGUUACCGCUCCAACCUGCUGGAGCACCAGCGGCUGCACCUGGGCGAGCGAGCCUACCGCUGCGAGCACUGCGGCAAGGGCUUCUUCUACCUGAGCUCCGUGCUGCGCCACCAGCGUGCCCACGAGCCGCCGCGGCCCGAGCUGCGCUGCCCCGCCUGCCUCAAGGCCUUCAAAGACCCUGGCUACUUUCGCAAGCACCUGGCGGCCCACCAGGGUGGCCGGCCCUUCCGCUGCUCCUCCUGCGGCGAGGGCUUCUCCAACACCUACGGGCUGAAGAAGCACCGCCUGGUGCACAAGGCCGACGGCCUCGGAGCGCCGGGGGCUGGGGCCCUCGCCGGGAAGGACGCCUGACCGGGCUGCUUCCCCACGUGAUCUCGUGUCUGCCCUGGACUGCUCCUCUCCGGGCUGCUGUCGGACUGUUCCCCGUCUCUGUCCCAUCCUUCAGAACUUCAGACUGCCUGGCCUCCCCAGGGCCCAGGUCCUGCGGACUCCAGACUGAAUCACCCUCCAGGUUCUCGGCCCUUCCCUGUCCAACCGGACCCUGAACUUGGCUCUUUCCAUCCCUCUCGUGACCCCUCCCCCCGCCUCCGCCCCAGGGAGCUCUUUGAUGGAGAUGGAGCUGAAUUGAACACCCCUUUCCUUUUGAGCCUGGCUAGGCAGUGGGACAUGCAGAGCUGGGACUGCAGGAGGGAGUGCUUUUGCAUUGUGGGGUUGGGGGUCAGGGUGGUAGACGCCGCUUGUACAGAGCAGAGAACAAUAAAUCUUAACAACAGGGC